Messenger RNA from Gambusia affinis (western mosquitofish), 2953 nucleotides. RefSeq names its product gastrula zinc finger protein XlCGF57.1-like. The record is from RefSeq and is a predicted model, not a curated record. Lineage: Eukaryota; Metazoa; Chordata; Actinopteri; Cyprinodontiformes; Poeciliidae. The transcript is spliced from 2 exons. Gene Ontology annotation, molecular function: DNA-binding transcription factor activity; RNA polymerase II cis-regulatory region sequence-specific DNA binding. The coding region runs from base 134 to 2080 and encodes 648 amino acids. Gene Ontology annotation, biological process: regulation of transcription by RNA polymerase II.
CUCAGCGGAGCUACAGAGAAACGCACCGGAGAUAAAACAGAGCACAGAUAGCAGCGUUAGCAUAGUCUUUGUUCGAAGGUAGUUUGAAGACGAGUUUAUAGGUUUGAUAUAUAAUUGAGUGUUUGUAGCAACAAUGUCUUCAGUUCAGCCGAAGAGAAAAUGGAUUAACGAGCAGUUAACUGCUGCUGAAGAAACAGAGUUUAAAGAAAUCAUCAAGUCCGAGGAAGACAUGGAUAAUCAGCGCAGACCGCUGGAUUUCUCCCGAAUACCCAUGAUAAUCUUACACCGAUUAGAUCUUCCACAAUGCUGUGUAUGUAAAACGGAGGAGGUUUUCACUGAGCUCAGCAACCAGGAUGUGGACUUCACUUUAGAUCAAGACAAAACAGAACCUCUGGUGAUAAAAAUAGAGCAAGACGAACCAGAGCAUCUGGAGAUAAAACAUGAGCAAGAAGAACCAGAACAUCUGGAGACAAAACAUGAGCAAGAAGAAUCAGAACAUCUGGAGAUAAAACAUGAACAAGACGAACCAGAACAUCUGGAGAUAAAACAUGAGCAAGAAGAACCAGAACAUCUGGAGAUAAAACAUGAGCAAGAAGAACCAGAACAUCUGGAGAUAAAACAUGAGCAAGAAGAACCAGAGCAUCUGGAGAUGCAACUGUUCAAAGUGGAAGAGAAUCAACCCUUCUCCAUUCAGGUUGAAGAGCAGCUUGUGCUGAAACAGGAGACUGGAGACAUUUUGGUGACUCCUUUUAAUGGGCAAAGAAUCAACAAUGAAACAGAACCAAACAAGAACCACAAAAUGCUAAAGAAAAGUCACCAAGACCAAAAUUUAUUUGGCUGUAAAAUUUGUGAUAAAACCUUUUCCUAUAACAGCAACUUGACUAAACACAUGAGAAAUCACUCAGGGGAGAAGUCUAAUUUGUGUAAAACCUCAAGAAAAAGUUUAGAUCCUGACUUUACACCUCGUCAGGGAAAGAAGCUUUCCUCAUGUACUGUUUGUAACAGAAGUUUCGGGAACAAAAGUAAUUUAAAUAAUCAUCUGAAAACUCACAAACCUAAGAAGACUUUCUCAUGUCCAAACUGUGAAAAAACAUUUACUCAAAAAAGUAAUUUAACUACUCACAUGAGGAUUCACACAGGCAAGAAACCCUUCUCUUGUGUGACCUGUGGAAAAAAAUUCAGAAACAAAGCUCAUUUAAUUUCUCACAUGAGAAUUCACUCUGGUGAGAAGCCUUUCACAUGUAUGACGUGUGGAAAAGGUUUCACUCAAAUAGGUCAUGUACGUGCUCAUAUGAAAAGUCACACAGGUGAAAAGCCUUUCACCUGUGUGACUUGUGGAAAACAAUUUAGGGAAAAAAGAGGUUUGAUUUCUCACAUGACAAGUCACACAGUUGAAAAGCCUUUCUCAUGUGGGACCUGCCAAAUAGGUUUUUUCACAAAAGAUGGUUUAAAUCGCCACAAUAGAAUUCACAAAGGUGAGAAACCUUUCUCAUGCAAGAGCUGUGAAAAAACAUUCACCACUAAAAGUUGUUUAUCUUCUCACAUGAGGACUCAUACUGAUGAAAAACGUUUCACAUGUUGUACUUGUGGAAAAAGCUUCAUUCAAAAAAGUCAUUUGACUACUCAUAUGAAAGAUCACACAGGUGAGAAGACUUUCACAUGUGGGACCUGUGGAAAAGGUUUCUCUACAAAAGAUGGUUUAAACUCUCACAUGAGGAUCCACACAGGUGAGAAACCGUUCUCAUGCAAGUGGUGUGAAAAAAACUUCACCAAUAAAACCAAUUUAACUUUUCACAUGAGAAGUCACACAGGUGAGAAGCCUUUUUCAUGUACGACAUGUGGAAGGAGUUUUAGGGUAAGAAGUUCUUUAACUAUUCACAUAAGGACUCACACAAGUGAGAAGCCUUUCUUAUGUGUGACAUGUGGAAAGACUUUUAGGGAAAAAGGGGCUUUAACGUCUCACAUGAAAAUUCAUACAGCUGAAAAGCCUUUCUCAUGUGAGAUAUGUGGAAAAUGUUUCACCAAUAGAAAGAGCUUACCUGUUCACAUGAGGACCCACUCUGGGCUUAAUGUGAAUUGAAGUACCAAGUUGCUCUGUAUCUUGCCUUUUAUUCUGUAAUUACAUCUGGAUCACAUUUAAAGGGGCAGUAUUAUGUAAAAGAGCACCCCUCCCCUAUCACUCCCCACUCAGAUCCUUCAGACUAGCCAGCAGCACUUAGCAAACACCUAGUGGAACUGCACAUCUGUUGAGCUCAUAUGAGCUACUUCUUGGUACAGCGCUGGUAAAAAUCUUGUUGAAGGUUUUAUAGUGGGGCGAUGUUCUGGUUCAUCAUGUUAUGAUGACUUCCUGAAGACGGUGUUUCAGAAAGAGCAAGAGUUUCAUUAAAAGAUGGAGGCCCAAUGUCAAGGCUUUAAAUUACAAAGUCUUUUUUUUCCCCUAUUUGGUAUAUAUAGCAUUUUUUAUAACUAUUGAAGGUAACAUAGAUGCUUGAUUGUGUUAUAAAAUUGCUCUAUAUCCCUGGAAAACACAAAAUUCUGCCCCUUUAAUAUGUAGCAUCUUGGAUUAAGACAGUAGUUCCCAAAGAUUUUCUUCUGGGCCCCCUAUGGAUUACAAUAAAAUCCCACCCAAAAAAAAUAAAUCAACUGGGCACAUUGUGCAACCAGACAAAAACCUGUAACAUUUUAGUGUAACUGUUUUGUUUUUUCAUUCAUUCACAGUGCUCCCAACCCCUGCAAUGGCACUGCGCCGCCCUGGGAGUUGCGCCCCACACUUUGGGAACCACUAGUUAGUGGCUGCAUGCAUCAGUAAAACCAAGCUUAGACUAGUUGGACACCAUCUGCUUUCUUCACCAAGCUUGUAUUCAAAUUGAAAAAUACUUUUUCUGAUACAAAAAUGUCUGUAAAUAAAACAUUGUAUUUGUAUUCUUAUGUAAUAAACUCCGUUUAACGUUGA